This is a messenger RNA of Verticillium alfalfae VaMs.102, 2718 nucleotides long. Its product is annotated as N-terminal amidase. The coding region runs from base 1 to 2718 and encodes 905 amino acids. Gene Ontology annotation, biological process: protein catabolic process. Lineage: Eukaryota; Fungi; Ascomycota; Sordariomycetes; Glomerellales; Plectosphaerellaceae. The transcript is spliced from 3 exons. The record is from RefSeq and is a predicted model, not a curated record. Gene Ontology annotation, molecular function: protein-N-terminal glutamine amidohydrolase activity; protein-N-terminal asparagine amidohydrolase activity.
AUGAGGAUUGGGUGUCUUCAGUUCGCGCCGCAGGUCGGCGACAUCGACAAUAACCUGAACCGGGCCGACGCCGUCUUGAGCAGAGCGAACCCCGAGGAACUCGAUCUUUUGGUGCUGCCUGAGCUGGCAUUUACGGGUACGUCUAUGGAAAGGACGGGGACCAUUCGAACGAAGCAAUGCCAUGUCCAGAAGACAGCGACGUCUUCCGAGAGCAUGGACCUCAAGUUUGAGGCACCAUGGGACGCUUUCGAAUUCGGAUACCAUAUACUGGAGUACCAGUCCAACUUUGUCAUCGUUUCCAUGGCAUGGUUAACACGAGAAGAGGGAAGGGCCUUCAGUCGCAUGCCCAACGAACCAGACAUGGAAACCCUUACCUACUGGGUCACGAGGCUUGAGCCUCUCAUCCGCGCCGAAAACGACGACGAGAUCAUCGUGGUCUUUUGCAACAGAACAGGCACUGAGGACGACGUCAUCUACGCUGGCACAAGUGCUGUGGUCGGGAUCCAGGGCGGUGAGGUCAAGGUUUAUGGCCUUCUGGGCCGCGGCCAAAAAGAACUGCUCAUCGUCGACACAGAGAACGCCCCUUUUGCCAAACUUGUGUAUCGCCCCGAGAACGGGGACUCGUCGUCUGCUCAGGUCGAACUCCAGAGAACAGGGCUAUCGCCAUCAACUGAAUCAUCCAAGCUCUCGUCUACCAGUACAUGGUCACAGUCUGCACCCUCAGAACAGAACCUUCAAGAGAAUCCUUCUUCGCCGACUGGGUCAAAGACAUCUUCCACUGGAUCCGCUGAGCUGAGGAAUCGUGAAAACACGACGACAAGAACAAAACGAAGGCCUGCACCCUUGACCCACGUGCCUCGGCAGUCUUUGGCGUACACUAGGGAGUCACAACCUACAUCAGAAAAGUCUCCAGGAUUCAACAACAGUGAAAUUCCAACGCCGAGUGCCCCAAGCCCAACGCCCAUGGCCAUUCGACCAAAGCUCAUCAUACCUCAAUCCCCGACGCUCAGCUGGACUCCUAUUAGCCCCGAACCGCAGAGCACCCAGUCAACAUACUCAAUUCACUCCGUGCGUUCCAAUCAGUCCGUCAGAUCGAACGAGAGACCCCCAGCUGAAAGCACGCCUUAUCCUGACAGUGGUCUCCCAUUAAGCGGUUAUCCCAGAGCCUUCCCGGAUGAGAGAUAUGGUGGCGAUGAAAUCAGAGCUAACGUGGACGACUUUUUUGUCCCUCUUUCACCAUUCCGUGAGGCUGACACGCCUUCGUCACCGCGCUUCUUUUGGAGACCUCCAGACGAGGUAUUGCAGGCUACGAUGGAAUAUCAUGGCUUGACCUCCACCGGAGCCGCUCAGAUUACGAGGGCAAUCUCGACGCAGGUGUAUGAUCGUACAUCACAAACACCACCUUCGAUUGCGCACCGUUCCAACACAGUGCGGCCCUCUGGGACGACAGCUCGUGGCUCGGGCUUCGACGCGUCCCAACGCGGCGAGGCCUGGCGCACACAUCAGACAUCGGGUAGCUACGCAGGCCAGAGCACUGACGAGGCUUUCAAGCCCUCGGGUGUACCGCAAUAUCAAGGAGACCUAGCAGCAACCGCAUCCGUCUCGCCAGCAAAGACCAAGACAAGCGAUCAGGCAAAUGUUGGUGACACGUCAACAUUGUCUUAUCAGCCUACAGAGGCAAGAGCAGUUGCGCAGCAGAUAGAUCCUGUUUUGCAGCUCGCUCAGGAUAUGAGCGACAGGUGUGUCACUGCGAUUGAGGACCCUCGCGCCGCAAUGUUUGACAGACCCUCUUCCCCCAAGUCUCGCAACUGCAGUCGAAGCCGUCCUACCGAGGCCGCAGCGUCCUUUUUGACCCAGGACUUCCCGAUCAUGAUCGGUAAUGAGCUGUCCAGGCCGCUCUCCAGCUAUGCAUUUGUUGGGCAAGAUUUGCCGCGGCCAAUGUCUCGCUUGGCGCACCAUGCGAGAUCAUCCUCAGUCACGGAAGCGGAGAAACAGUCAACCAGAGCCCGUCAGCCCCGAUCUACGACACCUAUCCGAGUAGUCGAUGACAGGACCUCCUCGACUUCUCGCUCACUACAUAGAGGGCGGCAGCCAGGGUACAAUAAUACUUCCCCUCGACACGUGUCAGUGGAAAGGCCUCAGUCUCGGAAUCACUUCCGGAGUCAGACGCUGCAGUCCAGUCGCAGACGAGAGUCUAUUUCAGCUGGGGCGCCGAGAUCUGGGUCCACAGGUGCAGCAAACUACGAGAGGGUUGAGUCUGUCGUUUGUCCCAAUUGUCCGGUACACGGACGGGCGUCGAGGAACAGUAAUGCAGGUGAACGGGACUCAAGCUCACAGCCGUUGGCGCGGGCUUCUCCCAGACGACCGACGCCUGUCGCCAUCCCCAACAACAAUAUUCGCCCAAAUGAAGACGAGCUCAGCAUGGGUACUCAGUUCUUGUCACGGAACACAGUUCACCAAGUCAACCUCCUCGACGACAGCAUCUAUUCAACAGGUUCAUUCGACAGCUCGUCUACUGCGGUUGAGACGCUCUCUCUGAAGACUGUUUCGAGUUCGAGCCGAUCUCCUUCAACGCCAACCGAAUUGAGAACACCCAAGGCUAUGGUUUUUAUCCAUUCCCUCGAGGAUACUGAUGGCGCCGAGGAUGAGCUGACGAUGAAUUUGGACAAGAAAGCCUCCGUCAUGCGUUGCGUGGACCGGGAACUCGUCCAAUUGUAA